Molecule: messenger RNA, 4997 nt
Organism: Microcebus murinus (gray mouse lemur)
Lineage: Eukaryota; Metazoa; Chordata; Mammalia; Primates; Cheirogaleidae
Gene: FCHSD2
Product: FCH and double SH3 domains 2
Biological process (GO): neuromuscular synaptic transmission; regulation of actin filament polymerization
Cellular component (GO): neuromuscular junction; recycling endosome
Molecular function (GO): protein binding
Source: RefSeq, a predicted model, not a curated record
CCCCCGGCUAGCUCCCAGUGUGGGGGAGGGGGACAGGAGGCGUUUGGAACGUGCCACUCUCGGCGAGGAAGGGGGGAUUUUUGCUCUCCGCUAGCCUUUCUAUCCCUCCCCAUCCUCGCAAUCCGUUAGUUUCCCCCAUCCCCCGCCGCGAUAGGAAGCCCCGCGCUGCGGCCCUGCUCCCUCCUUGCUGCCUGGCCCGGCCCCUCGAACCCAGCUCUGGACUGAGCGGUUCCCUCGGCCGCCUGAGCGGGGCGCCGCGCCUCGCGGUGGGGCCGGAAAUUCCCGCGGCCUGAGUGGUGGAGCCCUAGCGGGGAGCGCGGCGCCGCCUUCUCCUCCCCGGGCCGGGCGGGGGCGUUGGGCCCAGCGAGGGCUGGACUGUCUGAGUGGGUGGGGUGGGGGCCGUCGCUGCUGCCCGGAGCAGCAGAGCCGGCGGCGGAGCCGGACUGCGGACUACGCGGCAGCUCCUCACCCGCGGCUCGGCGAGCCGGGAGACCCUCACGCCCCCGCUCCGGGCCCCCGCCCCCUCUCGGUCUCCGCCUCCUUCCUCACACACCCCCCGGGCCGCCCGGGCCCCAGGCCUUCCCGGUGCUCCUCCCCUUUCUCUUCACACUCGCUCUCCGACCCAGGUCCUCCAGUUGCCCGCCGGCCUUGCUCCGUCCGGGCCAGUCCUCCUCCUUAGGCGCUCGUUUUACACACACACGCGCGCGCCCGCUCCCUGGGUCGCCCCUCCUCCUUCUCCUGGCCCUUGCCAACGCUGCCGUCGUGAGAGGAUUGAUGUCCCUUCAGCAUCAUGCAGCCACCGCCGAGGAAGGUGAAAGUUACACAAGAACUGAAAAACAUUCAAGUUGAGCAGAUGACAAAACUUCAAGCCAAACAUCAAGCAGAAUGUGAUUUGCUUGAAGAUAUGAGGACAUUCAGUCAGAAGAAGGCUGCUAUUGAAAGAGAGUAUGCACAGGGUAUCCAGAAGUUGGCUAGUCAGUACCUGAAGAGAGAUUGGCCUGGAAUAAAAGCUGAUGAUCGGAAUGAUUACAGGAGCAUGUAUCCUGUUUGGAAAUCCUUUCUCGAAGGAACAAUGCAGGUAGCCCAGUCUCGGAUCAAUAUAUGUGAAAACUAUAAAAACUUCAUUUCUGAGCCUGCAAGGACAGUGAGAAGCUUAAAAGAACAGCAACUAAAAAGGUGUGUGGACCAGUUGACAAAGAUCCAAACUGAAUUACAAGAGACAGUGAAAGAUUUAGCUAAAGGCAAAAAGAAGUACUUUGAGACUGAACAGAUGGCUCACGCAGUACGAGAGAAAGCUGACAUCGAGGCAAAAUCUAAACUUAGUCUUUUUCAAUCAAGAAUCAGUUUACAGAAGGCAAGUGUAAAGUUAAAAGCCCGGAGAUCUGAAUGUAAUUCCAAAGCUACCCACGCAAGGAAUGAUUAUCUUCUUACACUAGCAGCAGCAAAUGCACAUCAGGAUCGCUACUAUCAAAUAGAUUUAGUUAACAUUAUGAAGGCUCUUGAUGGAAAUGUAUAUGACCACCUCAAGGAUUAUUUAAUAGCCUUCAGCCGGACUGAGCUAGAAACAUGCCAAGCUGUGCAGAACACAUUCCAGUUUUUGUUAGAAAACUCUAGCAAGGUGGUACGGGACUAUAAUCUUCAACUGUUUUUACAAGAGAAUGCUGUAUUUCACAAACCCCAGCCCUUCCAGUUCCAGCCUUGUGACAGUGAUACUAGCCGACAAUUAGAGUCAGAAACUGGGACCACAGAGGAGCACAGUCUCAAUAAGGAAGCUCGGAAAUGGGCCACACGUGUGGCACGUGAGCACAAAAACAUUGUUCACCAACAACGGGUUUUAAAUGAUCUGGAAUGUCAUGGAGUUGCUGUAUCAGAACAAAGUCGAGCAGAGGUGGAACAGAAAAUAGAUGAAGCUAGAGAAAAUAUUCGUAAAGCAGAGAUAAUUAAGUUGAAAGCUGAAGCCCGGCUGGACCUGCUAAAGCAGAUUGGUGUUUCUGUGGACACGUGGCUAAAGAGUGCCAUGAACCAAGUAAUGGAAGAACUAGAAAAUGAGCGAUGGGCCCGCCCUCCUGUCGUGACCAGUAAUGGCACUUUACACUCGCUUAAUGCGGAUACUGAAAGAGAAGAAGGAGAAGAGUUUGAAGACAACAUGGAUGUUUUUGAUGACAGCAGUUCCAGCCCUUCUGGCACCUUAAGAAAUUAUCCACUCACCUGCAAAGUUGUUUAUUCCUACAAGGCUUCUCAACCAGAUGAGUUGACCAUUGAGGAGCAUGAGGUGUUAGAAGUGAUUGAAGAUGGAGAUAUGGAAGACUGGGUAAAGGCUCGAAAUAAAGUUGGCCAAGUGGGUUACGUGCCAGAAAAGUACCUACAGUUUCCCACCUCGAACAGCCUACUGAGCAUGCUGCAGUCCCUAGCUGCUUUGGACAGUCGGUCACACACAUCCAGCAAUUCCACGGAAGCAGAACUCGUUUCAGGCAGCCUCAACGGAGAUGCCAGUGUCUGUUUUGUGAAAGCACUUUAUGAUUAUGAGGGCCAGACAGAUGAUGAGUUAUCUUUUCCUGAGGGAGCGAUCAUCCGUAUCUUGAACAAAGAAAACCAGGAUGAUGAUGGCUUCUGGGAAGGGGAAUUCAAUGGGCGGAUUGGAGUUUUCCCAUCGGUGCUAGUGGAAGAACUUUCAGCCUCAGAAAAUGGUGACACUCCAUGGAUGAAGGAGAUUCAGAUCUCUCCCUCCCCCAAGCCGCAUGCCUCCCUGCCUCCACUGCCGCUGUACGACCAGCCUCCCAGCAGCCCCUACCCCAGCCCAGAUAAGAGGAGCUCCCAGUACUUUCCCCGGUCUCCUUCAGCAAAUGAAAACAGCCUUCAUGCUGAAUCACCGGGAUUCUCACAGGCAUCAAGGCACACUUCUGAGACCUCGUAUGGCAAACUGCGACCUGUCCGGGCAGCUCCCCCUCCACCUACACAGAACCACCGAAGGCCAGCAGAAAAGAUCGAGGACGUGGAAAUCACACUUGUGUGAUGAUGGGUUUGUCCAUCCGUUACUGCUACAAUCAAGGCCAGGCUGGGGAGUUUGGCCAGUCUUGUGUUAGGCACCUUUGCAUGAUGAUGACUCUUGAGCAGAGCAAAAACAAGGAGGAUUAUAUGUGACUGGGUGGCCUGGUGGACUCCUCCCACAUUUUGAAUAUUUUGUGCCUUUUUUUGUUGUCAUUUUCUAUGUCAUCUCUCCUGUCAUAGCACAAAUCCUAGUGGACCCUGAGCAGAGAAGGUGGGGCAUCCCUCCUGCCUAACAGUGGUCCAUUUUUAUAUGAGACUCAAGACCAGGCCUCGUUCCAGGACACAGUCACAGAAUUACUGAUCAUGUGCACUUGUACAGUAUAUUACUGUGGCCACAGGAUGUGGCAAAGAUUCUCAUCUUUCUUCAAGUGGCUUUUGCUCAUCUGAUUAGUAUUAAUCAGAUCAUGUUGGCUGUCUAAGGAAACAGAAGGAGGGAUUUCAGGAGAGGCUGGCUCCUCCCCGAGGUUAGUCCCCAGACUGAGAAAGUGAAAAAAGUGGACUGCCCUGAGUUUAGCACCAAUUGCAUUAACGCACAUCUCUUCCACAACUAACAGAUCUAAAAUGAUAACAGUGUCCUUUGUAUUAAUAUCUAUGCCAUUCAUUUAGAAUUAGUCGAGCUAAUAUGGAGGGGCUGAACUAGUAGCCACAUCUUGUCCAUCACAUAGACUAAUAGAAAGGAGGCUACGGCUAAAGCAGAAAUGGAGCUUCCAGAUCUGAAACAAGCCAAUUUAAUGUUCUUUUUGUAUUUGGGUAUUUUUCAUCUUAAUUUUUACAGCAUAUACUCUUCUUACCAGUAUCCUUAGAAUCUGAACGUUUAGAUAAAUUGAGGACACAUACCUGCAUUGUUGAGCUUCUCUAUGGGGAGGCCUCUAGCAUUAUUUUAUUCUCAAGCCAGUGCACCAGUCCAGUCCAGCUGUUACCCAUGGAAAAUGCAGCUUCCAGGUCCCAGUGCUCUGACAUUUUCUUGAGAGGAAGAACCUGUGGGCUCCUGGAGGAAACCAGCUUCCUAUGAGAAGGAAUUGGAGGAUUGCACACCCUGCACAAAUGCAGAUGGACAAGAAAAAGACUUCGUGUGUCCUCGUGUGUCACAGGGAGAGCCAGGAGUGGUGUUCUCUACGGGCCAGCAAGUGCCCAGAGUAGGACUCUGGCUGUCCACUCCUUUGGAAGGUAGGGGGUGUGAUACCUAGGAACUAAGGGAUGUGUGCCAGUUGCUUUUUUUACUUUUGUUAAGAAAUCAGAUUUGCAGAAUUUAAUCCAAAAGUUGUUUUGUGCUUUGAAAACUCCAUCCCUCCUAAGAAUCUUUAAAAACUUGAAAUGCUCGCCAAAUGUCCCCAUGGGAUUUUUUUGACCAAAAAGUAAGGUCAUAACUGAAGCAAUUUUCAGUUAGUCAUUUGAUCACUUUGGUGACAAUACCCAUUGAUGAAUCUUCUUUGUGAUUUUGGGUUUUUUUGUUUUUGUUUUUUGCAUUUCUUAACCUGUUGAUCUAUUUGAGGUCUUUUUGUGUUUAUCAAACUUAUUCUUAAGUUUAAAAAAGAAAUUUAAAGGGUGGUUUUUUUUAAGAUUUAAAAAUUUUCUGACAUACUAAAAAUCUUCAAAGUGCUUAUAAAUAGAGCAGUUCUUACCACCCAGUCUUGUAUUUUCUCGUUAGCUAGCCAAAUUGUCCUUGAAUUUGGGUUUUCCACAACCUCAGAGGGUUAUUUGAAGUCUUUUGUUAUAUUUUAAAAUAUUUUUUGGAAGAGCUGCUAAUUUUAUUUUAAAAAACAAAGGUGUAAAAAUAUGCCUCCUUUUUAAAAAAUAACCCCUCCCUCCAGGACAUGUAACCCAGUGUCACAUUGCACGGGGCAGGGCUCAGAGGGAGCCUCUGUGCAGAUGUGCUUUCUUUACAGUGGCUGUAAAAAGUUUGUAUUUAUUAUGUAUAAAAUGUUGAAUAAUAAAAAAAUGGAAUUAAA